Eutrema salsugineum is the source of this 1079-nucleotide messenger RNA. RefSeq names its product polyadenylate-binding protein 2-like. The transcript has 7 exons. Gene Ontology annotation, molecular function: RNA binding. Lineage: Eukaryota; Viridiplantae; Streptophyta; Magnoliopsida; Brassicales; Brassicaceae. The coding region runs from base 192 to 884 and encodes 230 amino acids. The record is from RefSeq and is a predicted model, not a curated record.
ACGCAGUCUAGGGUUUUUGCUUCUCCAUCGAUAACCUAGCACUCUAGCAGUCGCUCUUUCUCCUUUCAUCAAAUCCUAAUCCUUCAAACUAAACUCAGACUCUCAGUAAACAGACUCUAGGGUUUUUGCCUCUCAAUCUCAACCUAUCGAAUACCCAUCAGUCACUCCUGUCUUUCCAUCUCAACUUCUCCAUGGACAAUAAGAGGAAGAGGCGCGAGGAAUCCGAUGAUUCAGAUGCCUUAGUAAAGCCUAAGAAGCAGAAGAAGCGGAAGAAGCAGAAGAAGAAAAGUGAUCAAGAUAAAGUGACUGCCUUGAAAAAGAAAAUAGAUGAUUUAAGUAAUUGUCUGAACGAGAUGACUAAAAUUCUCAAAAAACUAAAGAAGAAUUCAGAUGAACUGGAGAUUUCACUGAAGGAGAAAGAAACUCCAAAGAAAGAGAUGGUAGAACAUAAGUGCUUAUUCGAAAGUAAUGAUUCAGAAAUGAAAAACCCGCAAACCAUUUACGUCAAGGGAUUCGAUUGUUUCUUUCCUAUUGAUGAUAUCAAGAGCGCUUUGAAAAACCACUUCAGUUCUUGUGGAGAGGUCUCAAGGAUUUUCGUUCCGUUUGAGUGUGAAACCGGUUCUCCCUUGGGAUUCGCUUUCAUUAAUAUGAGAAAAGAUGACAAGAAGGCGUUAACACUCGAUGGAAGUUACUUGGGAGGGCUGAGACUUGAGGUUACAAUGGCUAAAGGGAGAAACGGAUACAGUGGCUAUACUAACUUUAAUGGUUGUAAACGUUGUCGUAGUAAUUGGAUGAAGCGCCGUUCGGAACUCGAACGCUUCUUUCACAGAGGAUUCUCCCGAGACUUCCUUAUCAAACACGGCCUUAUUAAGACAGUCCCUUGAAGAUCAAGCAAUAAUGAACAACCACAACCACAGCCACAGCCAAUAGUGUGUUUGUUUCGCCGUUGCUGCUACUUGUUUACCGACCGAACUUCUAUAUAUUUCGUGUGUUCUAUGACAACUUGUAUUAUGGGGUUUCGUUUUAUUUAGUUGUAUAAUUUAUGCCUCAAUCAAAUGAUGAUACCUUUUUUUAUGAAA